Molecule: messenger RNA, 1056 nt
Organism: Penicillium mononematosum
Lineage: Eukaryota; Fungi; Ascomycota; Eurotiomycetes; Eurotiales; Aspergillaceae
Product: SDR family oxidoreductase
Exons: 2
Coding region: 1-1056 (351 amino acids)
Molecular function (GO): oxidoreductase activity, acting on the CH-OH group of donors, NAD or NADP as acceptor
Source: RefSeq, a predicted model, not a curated record
AUGACAGUCCCUCAAUCAUCUUCCAAGGAUGCUCCAAGUCCCCCGGAAACAGUCUUAGUGACAGGAGGUUCCGGCUUCCUGGCAUCCCAUGUCGUCCGCGAGCUAUUACGACAAGGCUAUUCCGUGCGAGUGACUGUUAGAUCCGAGGCUAUGGUAAAGAAAGUGCUCCAAGCGCAUGCUCCAGAUAGUCAACGGCUCUCAUACGUUCUCGUUCCAGACAUGACCGUCCCGGGUGCGUACGACACGGCUGUGCAAGGUGUCACCGGGGUAUUUCAUAUAUCUUCGCCCUAUACAUUUACCACGACAGACAACGCCAACGACCUUCUCAUCCCAGCCAUAUCCGGGACUCGCGGUAUCUUGCAGUCCAUUAAAAAACACGGCCCAGAUGUCAAGCGGGUUGUGUUGACGUCGUCCGGAGCCGCGAUGAUCGAUCCGAUUCGUGGCUUCGACCGUGAUCAUCUUUAUACCGAAGAUGACUGGGCCAAAACAACCUGGGAUGAGGCAGUCAAGGGGUCGGGAGUUGUCGGAUAUGUUGCUAGCAAGCAGUUUGCUGAGAGGACGGCAUGGGAUUUCAUGGAAAACGAGCAGCCUUCUUUCGACCUCGUUGCUAUUUGUCCUCCGAUGAUCUUCGGUCCGAUUAUCAUCCCUACCAGCGAUAUAUCCGCCAACCCCUCUCUUGCCUCUGUGUACGAACUCAUGGAUGCAAAGUUAGAAUCCCCGGGAGAGACGCCUUUCCCUUUCUGUGUUGAUGUCAGAGAUGCGGCUAAAGCUCAUGUCAGAGCUUACGAAACAGCUAUCGCCUCUAAUCAGAGAUAUCUGACUGUGUCCAGCACUUACUCUCAGCAGCAGUUUGUUGAUAUCAUGAGGAAACACUUCCCCUCUCUUGAGGGGCGCCUCCCUGCUGGAAGGACUGAGGAGGGUGAGGCAGCUGGUGGGGAUAACAGAAAGUCGAUUAGAGACCUUGGGUUUGCCCCGAGGGGCCUUGAGGAGAUGGUCGUGGACACUGUGAAUCGGUUGUUGGAAAUUGAGAAUAUUGGACACAGAACUAUUAGGUAA